This is a messenger RNA of Didymodactylos carnosus, 3669 nucleotides long. NCBI's taxonomy places the organism in Eukaryota, Metazoa, Rotifera, Eurotatoria, Philodinida, Philodinidae. The record is from the annotation of a GenBank genome assembly.
AUGGGUACAAAAUAUUCAAAAAAGAAUUUGAAACAUAUUUUAGAGAAAGAAACAAAUACAAUAAAUCAUAAUUAUCAUCAACAACAUCAUUUGAUAAAUCGUAAAGAUUGUGGUGAAAAUAAACGGCCAAUACAUCAGCAACAAACAUUAAUAAAAAAUUUAGCAGCAAUAGCAGCGAUAAGACCACAAACAUUAUGUGAUCAAACAACAACACUAACACCAUCAUUAACAUCAGUGUCAGCAAAUCAAAACAGAUGUCAUUAUCAUUUUAAACAAACGAAUAAACAUUGUAAUGAAAUUAGAAAGACACAACUGAAAAUUUCUCUAAUAUCACCUUCUGCAACUGCGCUCCUUUUUUCCACAAAUGCUACAUCACCAAAAGAACUAGAGAAAAAAGAGAGUAAAAUAAAUUUAGCAGCAGUGAAAGAGGAUAUAACUAAAAUCGUUGUGGAUCUAAUAGAGAACAACAGCAAGAUGAACGUUCAAUAUGAUGCUGAUAAUGGAAGAGAGAGUACAGAAAUUGAACAUAUUCUUGUGUCCAAACAUGAAACAAAUAAACUACAAAAUAGUGUAAACGAUUCAGACGGUGAUAUUGACCAAAGUGGGUACAAUAAUGAAAGUGAGAAGAGUACGCAUGAAAUUGAGCAAUCUGAAACGUUAUCUAACAACUUUCGUCAAACACAAUCUUCCGAAAAUACUCUAGAAUUACCACAGAAUAAAAGUGAUGAAUUCAAAGUAAUUCAACAAGCAACAACCUCAACAAUUACUAAAGUAUACCAGCCAACUGUUAAUCAAAAACAAGUAAAAACCUUUUUAACAGAAUUCACAUCUUUAAAUGUUUUUGAUCAAAUAAAUUCAGAAGAACAACGAUAUGAUGAGUAUCCACUUAUAUUUGAUUAUGAUAGUUUAACAGAUAAAAAUAACAAUAGUGACAUUGAUGAUCAAGAAGUCAGAGACGAAUAUAAAUCCGAACAUCUUUCACGAACAUCAUUAAAAGAAAGAAUAUCAAAUUAUUCUCUUGAUAAAAAGAAACAGAUCAAUUUAAAUGUACAAUCGAUGAUUCAUAAUCAAAUUUUAAAUGAUAAUAAUUUAUUUACUCAUGAACCUAAUGAUAAUGAAAAUGAUCAUCAUGACCAUUUUCUAUUAACACAUUUUGAUUUUUUAUCACAGUAUGAUGAAAUUAAAACUAUCAAACAAAAAUCGAAUAAUUUUAUACAAAUACGAGAUAUGUAUGAGAAAAAUCUGGAACAAAUGAUAUCUUUAUCAUCAUCUCCACAACACUAUCAGUCAGAUUCAAUAUCAGUACAAUCGAUACAAAGUUAUUUACACGAACUUGUUGAACGAAUAAAUGAUAAUGAUAAUAUUUGUCAAGCACAUAUUGAUUUAUCCCAUAAAAAUCAAACAUAUAUUAGUGCUAAUAGUAGUAUAAUUGAUCUUAAUCAAAACCAUUAUCCACAAAUAAAAUCUGAUAUAACAUUUAGUUAUAUAAAACAACAAUCGCUAUCAGAAGGAAAAUUGAAUAAAAAUAAUGAUAAUAGUGUAGAACAUUUACAAUCAAAGUAUGAAUCAAUAUCAGAACAGGCAAUUGUUUUCAAACAAAAAUCGAGUUAUCUAAACAUACUAGAAAAUGAUAGAAAUGACGGUAAUAAAACCACAUUGUUCCCAUGUUUAUUUGUUUAUAGAAUUCAGAAAAAGAUUCGAUUUAAUGUUUUGUAUUUAGAAGGUAAUUAUAACAAAACAACAAAUAUUGAAAGUGAUUAUUAUUCAAAACCGACUCUCCUAUUAACAACUAAAAACCUACAUUAUGAACAGAGUGAAACAACUGAAGAAUUUCAGAUAAUGCUUGCUGCUCCCUUCCGAUCUGAACAGAUCGAUAAUGAUUUAACAAAAUAUAUUCAUGAACAAGUGGAUAUAAUUGAACAUGAUGAUGAAUUAUUCUAUCAAAAUCAAUUAAAUAAACAACAACAACAAAAAAAUAAAAAUAAAAACAUUGUUCAUCAACGUUCCCAAUCAACAUUACACGAUGAAGAAGAUGAUGAUAAUCAACAAGAAACAAAACAUUAUCAACAUGAUUUUACACAACAACAAAAAUCGACUUAUCGUCAACCAAAACAUUAUUGUUAUUGUCGUAAACAUCAUCCAUGCAUUCAAACUGAUAUACCAAUUAAAUGUGUAAGAUCAAUGAUAAAAAUAUCAACAAAUGAUGAUCAAAAUGUACAGAAAGAAAAUAUUAAAAAACGUUCACAAUCGGAUCAACCAACAGUCAAACAUUGUUGUCAUUGUUUUAAACAAAUAAUUGAGCGAACGAAUAGUGCCUUAAGACGAAGAGAACGACAAACAAAAUUGAAUGGAAAACAGGAGUGUGAAGAUGGGGAUUGUACGAAAAAACAUCGAUGUGAAAAGCAUAAAUAUCAUCAUCGACAUCAAACAGAAUUGGAGAGAAAAAAUAAGAUAAAUCACAGUGAAAUUAAGAAAACUGUAAAUAAAUUAGUGAAAAGUGGUAGUCAUCGCAAGUAUUAUAAACAGCCACAACAACCGAGUACAAUUGUUCCAGCCACACGAGCUUGCUUCGAAUUAGAGUCAUCUAAAUAUUACAAAAGUUCUGUACCACACAUUCGUCAAAUUCCUCCAAAAUCGAAACAUCAUCGAACCAAAGUUGAUGAAUUUCUUCUGUUAAAUUCUUCUACAACUAGAAUGAACAAUAAUAAUAGAUCUCAAGAGCAACAACAACAACAAUCUCAGACUCGUGUAGAAAUUGAUGAAACAUACAGCACAUAUGAAAAUAUUCGUUCAAGAUUAGAACAUAGUCCGUUAAGCUUCAAUAUGGUGGGUCCAUCAUCAUUACUCGUCUCGUCACGAAAUCAUAAAUCACGUGUCGAACCUUCAUCCCCUUUGAAUCUACCAUCUGUUGGUCGAUUACAACUUGAGUCUUAUACAGCUAUUUAUGAGCAUUCAUUGUCUGAUUAUGAUCAACGUUUACGUACAAUGAGAGCAAAACCGAAUAAUAAUCUGUCAACAAUGAAACGUUUAAAAUCGACAGCAAGUUUAUGUGAAUAUGAGUUACGUGGUUUAUCAGAUAUAACCGGUUUAUCAAAACGUACACUAAUAAAUAUAUUUAAUUAUUAUUUGAAUAAAAAUGACGAUAAUAAUUCGAAUGAAAGUGAUAUCGAACAAAAAUAUCUUGAACGUUAUGAAUUUGAACAAAUAUACAAUGCAUUACGUUCGAAACGACGACGUCGACAUCAUCAUCGAAGUUUAUCAUUUCACAGUGAUGUAGCAUUUUAUGCAUUCAAUAGUGAUGAGAUGGGUGGUCGUUUAACGAUACGCGAAACAAUAUUUUGUGUUAUAUUAUUAACAACCGAAGUUAAUCUGUAUAAGCGUCUAAAAUGUAUGUAUGAUUUGGUGGACAAUGAACAAUGUGGCUUAAUUAAAUUGGAACAAUUUUAUUUUAUAAUUAAAUUAUUCUAUCGUCUUAGUCAAGGUCAUAUUCGAUCAAGACAUUCGAUUGAUAAAAUGUUAGAUGAUUUAAAAGAACUACUAAACGAAAUGAUCUCGAAAGAUGAUCGAAAUAGAAAUAAUAGUUUACAAAUGGAUAAAAAAACGUUUACUCAAAUAAUCAGCAGUUAUGAACCAUUAAAAAAACUAUUGCAGCACAAAGUAACGGUAUAA